Molecule: messenger RNA, 732 nt
Organism: Blepharisma stoltei
Lineage: Eukaryota; Ciliophora; Heterotrichea; Heterotrichida; Blepharismidae
Source: the annotation of a GenBank genome assembly
AUGGAGGAGCAAAAUGAUCAACAAAAUCAAGUCGAUAAUAAAAUUUCACCAGACCAGUCCCAAAAUGAAAUACUAGAAAACCCAUCCAACGAUAAAAAUGAAACCUUUAGUAAUGACUCAAUUGUUAAUCGCCAAAUUAUUGAAAUAUCCAAGUCCUCAUUUCAAUUAUCUAAUGAAGUCGCGAAGCCUGAAAGCCCUGCCACAACUUGUGCUUUUGAUGGGAAAAAAGAAAAUAAUACGGAGCACACCAACCAGCAUAAUGUAGAAAUCCACGAAUUUGAAUGCAAUAGUGAGAACGAUAAGGGCGCAAAAAAAAAGGCAACAGAAGGGAAAAAAGCGAAAGAUGAUAUGGAGAUUAAGCAGCCGAAUGAGACUGAACAAGAAAUAUCGACAAAACUAGCGAGUUCUCAUGGGUUUAUAUACUCGAAAUCAGUAGAAUUUAGAAAAUUAACUCCGAGAUCGCAGCCGAAUCAGAUUCACUAUGCUAGGCCAGACCCUUUUCAACAGCUUGUCAAUUUAAGAACUCCUUCAGGGACUUUGACUAGUAAUGAAGGUGAAAAAAUCCAGGAUGUAAUUGACCAAGUUAAUGAAAACCAUAGAGAAGGCAUUUAUACUGAAAAGUAUAGUCAUAUAUCAUCAUUAAAGAGUUUUAUUGACGAUGAUAUAAAAACUAACGAAUAUCAUGACGAAAGACAUGUGAGAACUCCUUGUUUUAAAUGUAUUGUGCAAUAA